CUCCUGCCCCCCCAGGGCGAGCGGGUGCUGGCGGAGCUGCUGCAGCUGCCCCGGCGCGGGGUCUCCGUCCGCGUCGCCGUCAACGUCCCGUCGGCCAAGACGCCGAUGGGCGACCUGCGGGCGCUGGAGAGGAGCGGGGCGUCGGUUCGCGCCGUGGACCUGCCACGCCUCACCGGCGGCGUCCUGCACACCAAGUUCUGGCUCGUCGACGGGCGGCACCUCUACGUGGGCAGCGCCAACAUGGACUGGAGGGCCCUCACCCAGGUGAAGGAGGUCGGCGCCGUCGUCUACAACUGCAGCUGCCUGGCCCAGGACUUGGCCAAGAUCUUUGAGGCCUACUGGGCCCUGGGCGUGCCGGGGGCCUCCAUCCCGUCCCCGUGGCCGGCGAGUUUCUCCACCUCCUUCAACCUGAAGACGCCGCUGGCGCUGACGCUCAACGGCACCAACGCCACCGUCUACUUCUCGAGCUCCCCUCCCCCGCUGUGCGCCGAGGGCCGCACGGCCGACCUGGACGCGCUGCUGGACGUCAUCGACGGCGCCGCCGCCUUCGUGGACGUGGCGGUGAUGAGUUACCUGCCCGGCACCGAGUUCUCGCGGCCCGAGCGCUUCUGGCCGGCCAUCGACGACCGGCUGCGCCGCGCCGCGGUGGAGAGGGGCGUGGCCGUGCGGCUCCUGGCGGGGUGUUGGGGGCACAGCCGCCCCCAGAUGUUCCCCUUCCUGCGCUCC
Corapipo altera (White-ruffed manakin) is the source of this 726-nucleotide messenger RNA. Its product is annotated as phospholipase D3-like. NCBI's taxonomy places the organism in Eukaryota, Metazoa, Chordata, Aves, Passeriformes, Pipridae. The annotation marks the transcript as partial. The transcript is spliced from 4 exons. Gene Ontology annotation, molecular function: catalytic activity. The record is from RefSeq and is a predicted model, not a curated record.